UCUGGAUUGCAUCGUCGCGACGCUCUUCGCCGACAAAUUACGAUUUUAUCGGACUUUUCCGCGUUACUUUUAGCGCUCCCGCUUCUCGUCUCCGUUUAAAUUAAAACGUGAAUUUUCCUGGAACCUUUUCCAGAAAAUAUUAUUAUAUGCAGUUUAUGUUCGGGAGUUAAACGUGUUAAUGUCAAUGACUAAGAUGUGUCUAAUUUUAAAUUUGUAUCGGGCCGAAACAGUGUGGCGGUUGAAAUGGAAAUGUCCGUAUUCAAUAUGAAUUUAGACCAAUGGCUCUCGCUCUUGUGUUUUUGCUGACGUUAGCGUUGGCUUUUGCAGCACCGGAUUGGACUGAUUGUCCCUCCCCGUGCCACUGUAAGUGGAUUUCUGGGAAGAAGACCGCUUUCUGCAAGAAGCAAGGCUUAACGCAAGUUCCGGCUUAUCUGGAUGAGGGCAUGCAGGUCCUAGAUUUAUCCCAGAAUUUCAUUCCGAAACUGCCGCGGGCAGCUUUCCAGUCUGUCGGGUUGAUUAAUCUCCAAAGGAUUUACUUGAUGAAUUCCGGUAUAGGCGAGGUACACAAAGAGGCCUUUAAGGAUCUCACGAUUCUCGUCGAAAUAGAUUUAUCUAAUAACAAUAUUGUCCAGUUACAUCCGCAAACGUUUUACGGAAACGAACGUUUAAGGAUACUAUAUCUCACCGGGAAUCCGCUACGACAGUUGACUCAGGCCCAAUUUCCCGUUUUACCGCAUCUAAGGAAUUUGGAUUUGGAGCGGUGCCAGUUGCAAUUUAUACAUAAAGACGCUUUCGUUCACCUCGGCGCCCUGGAAACUUUAAACCUUAAAAACAAUUUAUUGCGGAACUUGUCAGAGGCAACGUUCAUGAGUUUCGCACAUUUAAAAACACUUUUGCUAGAGGGAAAUCCAUGGCGGUGCGACUGCGAACUUCGCGGUUUUCGCAAUUGGUUCCUAUCCAGUAACCUUUACUCGGUGUCGUUACUGUGCUACGAGCCGGAAAUUUUAGCUGACCAACGUUGGGAGGACUUGGGUUCGUCCGAAUUCGCCUGUGUGCCGCAAGUUUUCGCCUUUCCGCAACAACAAGUGCAAGCGGAGGCGGGCGGGAACAUUAGUUUCGGGUGUCACGUGCUCGGCGAUCCAGAACCGAAAGUAUCUUGGCUAUUCGAGGGACACUCCAUCAAUCACACCUGGCUGGUAAUUGAAGCGGAAGAAGGAUUGCCGGAUAAGUGGGCGAACAUUACCGUGUACAAUGUAAGCGAGAUUGAUGUCGGGGUGUAUACGUGUGUGGCAAAGAACUUCCUCGACUCGGUCGAGGUGAAUGUGAGUUUAGUGCUGCCGGAAGUGGUCACGGCUACAACCCUCAGUAAAUCGGACACUACUACGGUGAUUUGGUGGGGUAUAGUGGUGAUAUCCGUCGUACUGCUACUGUCUACUGUGAUAACAAUAACUGCGAUGUGCUGCGCGCGGAAACGUAACCAUGCCAUGCAUAACCGGAAUAUGCAGGCGAGUGUUAGUUUUACGGACCAAGAAAAGAAAUUAUUAGAUGUAAGUAUCGCCACGACGACCGAUAGGGGUACGGGCAGUUCGGAAGCCAUCGGCCCUCCCGAGAUGGACAUGAUGUUGGAGCCCCCCGUGCAUAUCACGAUAGAAAGAGAACCCCUGCCGAUGGUGGUGUUUCCGCCGCCCCCGGAAUUUUCUACCAGCACUUUACCGGCAGGGGCGUAUGGUAAUAUUUUCAUUUCAGUUUCGGUAAGUCGCGACCCGAACUUGGUGGACAUAUCUAGGUGUCCAGAUUUAUUAGACUUACCUCAUAAUAGGCCAAAGCCCGUUUAUCACGGGAUGGCAACGCUUCCUAGACGGCCUCCUGCGCCGAUUCCGAAGUACGAUAAUAUGGGUCCACGGGUGACGGCCGGCGGUAGUUCGACCUUGUCUCUACCAGAUGCCGCCGCGGCCGCCACCGCCAACGCUUUAGUUUCUGCUGUUCCUGAUGACGCUCCUAUUUUGACGGAGUUACCCCCUACUCAUCCUACUAAUAACAAAAAACCCCCCCUGUGUGUCCCUGUUGCGCAAGAAUUUGUCUCUCUCUAACCUUUUUACAAUGGUUAAUCUUCAAUUAGUGCCUUUGCUCACAUCAAUGUUUUCUUUUUGUUGUUGUCUCAAUGUUUAUGUGAUCGCUGAUCAACAACUGUUUUGUUUGUAAAAUUAAUUUAUAAUUUUACAGUUACAUACAGAUUUAUAGAUAUUCAAGGCCUUACGUUAAAGAUCCCUAGGGAAGGCUAGUCAAAAUAACGAAACACUUUUUCUUCAUAUACAUGGUGACUAAUAUAAUUUUUUUGAUAUUGGUACAUGGGCCUCUGAAGUUGGAAUUUUGAACUGAAAUUUAUACAGCCUGUCCUAUAAAUAAAACAACCAAGAUACAAUUACAGUAAUAAACUUAAAUUAUUUUUUUGAAUUUUGGCCAUACAUUUAGCAUUUAUUCGUUUUUAACAAAAUUUAGACAGCGUUUUAUGUGGCAAUUUAAUUUUUUAAAAUUAUGUCGUAGAGGGCGCCACCGGCAAUAUUUUGAUUUUUUUUAAGUUCCGUAACUUUUUCAGGCUCAGCACAAUUUAAUUUUUUAUUUGAAAUAUGCAUUGUGCAAAUAGUUUUCCUUCAAAAAGGUAAAGUUCAAAAAUCACGCUACAAUUAAUCCUUUUCGAGAAAUUUACAUUUAAAGUUUUCAAUGCGCUUAAAAUAAUAGGCUGUGCCUGUGUGACAAGAUUAAUUAUUAUAAAUGUCACUAUCAGGGUUUAUGAUCAAAUUCAAAUUCAAAAAGCAUUUAUUUGUCAACAACCUAGAUAUAAUAAUAAAAAUAUAAUAAAUAAUCUCCUGACAUAAAGGACACAAGAAAAAAAAAAAAAUAGUAAUAUUAGUUAUCUAAUGGAACCAAAACUCCAAUAACAUGACAAAACCCUCUACCAAAGUAUAUAGGUUUCAACUUAGACUUUAGACUUUUCUUAGACUGUGCCUCUACAUUGGGACCGUAUUCGUGAAAGUAGCAAAGCUGAUUCAAAUUUGUUCAAAUUACUAACUUGUUGAAUGUCAUGCCGAAUGAAAAAAACUGCAACACCCGAUCUUAUAUCAGAGACUAUGGGCGCGUUUUUAAAUUCAGCAGUCGAUCCACCACUUAAGCAAAAUUUGCUAUUUGCGUUUCUAAAUUAUCUGCGUUCCAUCACAUUUCUUUAUUAUAUGAUGGGUCCAUCAAUGAUUGGCUGAUGGCAAUCACUGGUCCAUCGUAUAUUCGUUUUGGUGGGAUGGUGUGAUGGAAAUGUUAACGUUGAUUUUUACAUUUUAUAAUUUUUUUAAAUAAUUUUUGAUUUGACCAAAACAAACAAGAUAAUUAGCUUUUAACUGCAUUCAUUCAAUUUAAGAUUUUUUUUACAAAGCGCAAGAUAGAAGGGCAUAGGGGUAAUAUUUUUUCGCACCCUGGCACGUUACGUGAAGUCCUAUUAAAACAUAACAAGAAAGAGGAAAUCUAAGGACGAAAAAUAAAUUUGGAAAUCAACUGAAAAGUCAAAUCAAAACAGGAAAACAAAACACAACAAUAUGAAAAAGCGUUACUUUUUUUAUCGGUUGAUCUUCCAUCACAAAUCAGCUGCUUUACGUUAUCAGUAAAGCAGCUGUCACUCGUAACCAAUUGAUGGAAUCCAUCAAAGAAUCCUGCUGAAUUUAAAAACGCGCCCAAUAUACAAUAGCCUUGCUAGUUAACAUUCAAAAAUAACUAUACUAUGUUUGCUGUUCCAGUAAUAAUUUUAAAUUAACAUGUUUUAAAAAAAUCUCUAAAUCGCAAGCCUUUACCAUCGAAGGCAAGUUGUUCCACAUAUAAGCUACAAGAAAUCCAAAAGUUCGAUGUUAUGGUAAAAGAAAAUGUUCUGUGAUCUUUGUAUUAUAAAUAUACUUCUUAAAUAUCUUGGUCUGAAUUGUUUAAUAAUUCUAUAAAUAAAAAUUAUACAUAGGUUUUCUUCUUCUGUUUUCCAUGUUUAAAAUAAUAUUAAUAAUUAAAUAGGAAGUUAUGUGGUCUCUUUAAAGAAUGUUAAACGAAAAUCUCAUACAGCUAUUCUGACUUUUCUAAAAUAGUUCUUUUUAUUCGCGACAUUAAAGAGCCUCCGUAAACAAUGUCAAUAUGGUCAAAAAGGGACAGGAUUAGAGAUUCACAUACAUACAUUUUUUGUUUGGCUGGAAAAUAUUUUAUAAUUGUGUAAAGUUUUUUUAAGGUCGUAUAUAAGCUGCUUUUAAUUUCAAAUUAUUUGAAAUAUCGAAAUGCAUCCUUUGUUCAAUUUCUUUUCUUAUAUAAUUGUUGCCGAAGACAAUGUGACGAUUUGGAGGAAAAACUUCAAUGUUCCUUAUAUCAGUGAUAAGGUGAUCUUAAACAGUUUGAAUAUUAUCUUCAUUAACCGGUAUAUACAAUGGUACAACUGCGAGGCAUCGGAAUAUUGUUGUAUUGUAGCAUGUUUUACAGAUUAAUACAUGUCGGCCACAUAAAUUGAAAAAAGCAAAAGAGAUAACGCCGCAGGAUAAUCGUUAAUAUUCUAAGAAAUUCUCGUCUCGAAUCUUUAAGUCGUUUUAGAAAAAAGCAAUGAUAUUAUUGGAAAAACCAAAAUAUUUUAACUUCGGUUCACAAGUAUCAAAGGCCUUAUUAAAGUCAAGGAGAGCCAUACAGGUACUAUUUUUUUAUUCUCAUUUGAAUGCAUAUCGUUCAAUAUUUUUACCAGAUUUGUGUUUGUUGAAUAAUAUUCUGGUUUUCGGCAAAUGAAUUGAUUAAAAAUGCGUUUUCGACUAUUUUUGAUAUAAACAGCAAAAUACUUAUGGGUCUCACGUAUUGCAUUGAUUCGGAUCUGUGAUUUUCCAAUGGGCUUAACAAUGGCUCUUUUCCAAAUUGAAGGGUACAUUUUAUCGAGAAUAGAGGUAUUUAGAAUAUUUAUUAAUGGAUUGACCCAAAACGGCAUACUUAAAUUAAUAUCCCUUAUAAAUAUCCCAACUACCUUAAUGGUAUUAGAUGAUAUUAAAGAAAUAAGUUUUAUUAAGCUGCUAUGAGCCAAAAGUGAAAAUGGCAAAUUUUCAAGAGUAUAUCUGGGACAUUGGUAAUAAUCAAUCAAAACUGGAGAAAAGGUGUCAGUUAUAUUUGAAUGCAUUUCAAAAAAAAAAAUUGUUGCGUUAUUAUUAUUAUUAUUACUAUUAUUACUAUUAUUAUUAUAUGUGAGAUUUAGUUUCUUUGCUGUGGUUUAAAAUUCUUUGCCUUUCUGCCUUGCCAUGUGGUUAAAACAGAUUAUUUUUUCCCUAAUAAUAACGCGUUUUGUAGAGUUACGUAGUUGCCUAGAAUAUUGUCCGUGAUGAUCAUUUUUUGAUUCUUAAAAUCUUCGAAAUGCCUUUUCUCUUAGCUUUAUUAAUAGUUUAAUGUUGCUAGUUAUCCAAGAAGCAUAAGGUCUUUCGUAAAAAGAUUUAGUUUUAAAUGGUACAAGAUUGUACCAAUCAGUUAGAGAUUGUAAAACUGCUAAUGUUCCAGAGCUAAUGAAUAUAGAAUUUUGAUUGCAAUUAUCAUAUCGAUGAGAGAAGGAUUGCCUGUACUAGAACUUAUCCCAGUGGACUCAUUAUUGACAUGUAGGAGAAAGAAAAUCUCUUGCCACUAAAAUAUAAAUAUAAAUUGUGUAAUUACAUUAGCCAAAAUCUUUUCCAAGUUAUCAAGAAAAAGAGAUACAUACAGUUUUCGAAUAUGUAUAUAUACAGGGUGUUCCUUAAAGACGUGCUAAUAUUUAAGGGGGUGAUUCCUGGACUCAUUUUAAGAAAAAAAGUCCCUAUGAACAUAUGUCCUAAACGUCUUAACUUUUGAGAUACAGGGGGUUAAAGUUAAAAAAAAAUCAGUUUUUUAAUAAUAAAUUAAACAAUAUUAUAAACAUUUUAUGAAAUUUGGUACGUAUAUUCAAUACGUCAAGACGCAUUUUUUGAUGUCUAAAAAAUUUUUUUUUCUCUGCCAGUGGCGUCGCUACAGGUCUUCUAUUGAAUAUUUUUAGUGAAAAAAUUAUUACGCCACUGCUUUUUCUUAAAAUAAAAAUUGUUUUUAAAAUCCUCAAUAAAAAAGUGAUUUUAAAAAUCAUUUUUAAAAAUAAUAAUUAUUUUUAAAAUCACUUUUUAGCAAAUUUGAUCUCUUAAUUUUUUUUCGUCCGACGCAUGGUUUUUGCUUAAAAAAAUAAAAACAAUUUUACUUCCCUAAAAAUUUGAUGCGGUGUGAAAAUGUUUGUUCGUCGAUUGCAAGCAAAUUAAGGGAUCAGAUUUAUUGCAAAAAGUAUGAAAAGUAAAAAAAUGUAAAUAAUUUAAGAAAUACAGUAAAAAAGUGCCGUAACGCGUCUUUAUUUAACGCAAAUAAAGUCGCUGAGUCCACUAUGCAUGCUUCUUAUUGCUCGUUGCUAUGGGCCAGCUCGUUGGCUUUUUAGCGAAGUAACAUUGUUUUUAUUUUUUUAAGCGAAAACUAUGCGUCGGACGCAAAAAAAAACUAAGAGAUUAAAUUUGCUAAAAAGUAAUUGGGGAUUUUAAAAAUAGUUAUGUAUGUUUUUCACAAAAAAUAUUCAAUAGAAGACCUAUAGGGCCGCCACUGGCAGAGAAAAUAUUUCUUUUUGCACAUCAAAAAAUGCGUCUUGAUACAUAGAAUACAUGUACCAAAUUUCAUAAAAAUGUCUACAAUAUUGUUUAAGUUAUUAUUAAAAAACUGCUUUUUUUUAAGCUUUAACACCCUGUAUGUCAAAAGCUAAGACUUUUAGGACAUAUGUUUAUAGAAUUUUUUUUCUUAAAAUGGGUCCAGGAAUCACCCCCUUUAAAAAUUAGCACGUCUUUAAGGAACACCCUAUAUAUAUAAUAAUAAGAAUGAUUCAUUUUUUAUUCUAUAACUUAUUUCUAAUAUUUCAAUGUCAGUAAAAGCAAAACCAAAAUGGUAAAUCGAGUAUUUUAAUUUUUUUUUAUAUAUAGACCCAAUCCUCCUUUUCUAUAGUCACGGUCUUUUCUUAAGAAUAUGUCCAUGCCUGGGUUUAGCCAUGUUUCGGUUUACAUUUAUCAACUACGCUACGUCAUAAACUAACAUUCACAGCCAUUUAAAGUAAACAACCAUUAAAAGUAAAGCUCUUGACAGAUAUUUUGAUGAGUGGUUAUAAAAAAUUAAAAUCACACAAUUAGUAAUAUUAUCUAUUAUCAUGUUUGUUCUGUUAGUUUAGUGAUUUAUUGCAUAUCACGUGGAAGUCAAAUAACCUUGGCUCGCAUGAAAUCCAGACUUUAACCCAUUGGAUUUUUGCAUCAUAAGAGAGCAUGGUAAAAAUAUGAACUGUCAUUUCGAAAUGAGAAGAAAAAAGAAUUUUAAAAUAUACUGAGACAAAUGGAGAUCACGUUCGUCAUUAACUGGCAGAUAUUCAUAUUUUUAAUUUAUCUCUUAUAUUUUUUCAUUCAUUUGAAGUGUAAUAAAGCAAUUUAAAUAGUUUAUGAAUGUCGUUUUUGUUGAGAGCAUUGAAAAAUUUGAAUCUUAAUAUCUCGAAAAGGGUUAAUCGUAGCGAGAUUUUUGAAGUAUACCUUUUUUUAAGCACAACUGUUUGCACAAUACAUAUUUCAAAUAAAAAAUUAUAUUAUGCCAAGUCUAAAAAAGUAACGGAAAUAAAAAAAAGAUCAAAAUGUC
This is a messenger RNA of Anthonomus grandis grandis, 7689 nucleotides long. Its product is annotated as peroxidasin-like. Gene Ontology annotation, molecular function: protein binding. NCBI's taxonomy places the organism in Eukaryota, Metazoa, Arthropoda, Insecta, Coleoptera, Curculionidae. The record is from RefSeq and is a predicted model, not a curated record. The coding region runs from base 279 to 2090 and encodes 603 amino acids. The transcript has a single exon.